CUAACCGCGUUUUUUCACGUUUGGUUAUUCAACGGCUUUGAUUAUUUGAAAUCUCAUACGUUUGAAACUGAUUUUCUUCUGUCUCCCACAGUCUUUUCCUCUGCUUUUCAACUUUAAUCAAGAAAACUCGAAGCUCCCAUCUUCACCUUUGACUUCUGCAACAACAAAAAUCUUCAAAAUCUUUAUCUCCCUUAAACCCUCUCUCUUCUUUUCCUUUUUAGUUUCAGUGUAGAACUCUUCUUCUCACAGACACCUCCAGAAUUUUCAUUUCAGCUUCAGCUUCAGCUUCCUCUAAUGCACAAAAAGGUAGCCUGGUAAUUUCAACAGCAAAAUGAGGAAAAAAAUCCUUUUGGUCCAUCAUCAAUGCAUAUUCUUCUGUUUAGUCGGUUUUUUAUUAACAUAUGAGAAAGCGAUGGGGGAUCCUAGAGCCCAGCAAGUGAAAGUUACAUGUGGACGCCAACUUGAGCACAAUGCUUCUAUCUUUGUACCCAAUUUUGUUGCUACAAUGGAGAAUAUCAGUGAGCAAAUGCGCACUUCAGGGUUUGGAGUAGCAGUUACAGGUUCAGGACCUGAUAUUAACUAUGGGCUUGCUCAAUGUUAUGGAGACCUUUCUUUACUUGAUUGUGUAUUAUGCUAUGCUGAGGCACGUACAGUUCUACCCCAAUGCUAUCCUCAUAAUGGAGGUCGGGUUUUUCUCGAUGGCUGUUUUAUGAGAUCUGAAAACUAUAGUUUCUUUGAGGAGUAUAGAGGACCUUUAGAUGAAGUUAUCUGCGGAAAUCAAACAAGGAAGAAUUCUACAUUUGAGGAAUCAGCUAAAGUGGCUUUAUCGACUGCAGUUUCAAGUGCAAUGAAUAGUCGAGGCUAUGCAAGGGCUCAAGUAGCAGUGCAAGGGACAAAUGAAUCGGCUUAUGUGUUAGCUGAUUGCUGGAGGACAUUGAAUGCGAGCGCUUGCAGAGCGUGCUUGGAGAAUGCUAGUGCAUCCAUAUUGAAAUGUUUGCCUGGGUCAGAAGGGAGGGCAUUGUAUACUGGAUGUUUUAUAAGGUACUCGGACAGAGACUUUCUCAACGAGCUAAGAAAUGACAGUUCACGAGGGAGCAUUAUUGUGAUAGUCGUUUCAAUUGUUAGUUCUUUGGUGGUUCUAGGAGUUGGGAUAAUUAUAGGAGUUUAUAUUUGGAAGCAUAGAUAUGUACAGAUGAAGAGAAGAGGUUCAAAUGAUGCACGAAAGUUGGUUAAAACCCUUAAUGACAGUAGCCUGAACUUCAAGUACUCUACACUUGAGAAGGCUACAGGAUCUUUUGACGAUGCCAACAAACUUGGACAAGGAGGAUUUGGAUCAGUUUAUAAGGGAGUGUUGCCAGAUGGAAGAGAGAUUGCUGUAAAGAGACUUUUCUUUAACAACAGACACAGAGCAGCAGAUUUUUACAAUGAGGUUAACAUCAUAAGUACUGUGGAGCACAAAAAUCUGGUCAGGUUGUUGGGAUGCAGUUGUUCUGGUCCUGAAAGCCUUCUUGUCUAUGAAUUCCUGCCAAACAAGAGUCUUGAUCGUUUUAUAUUCGAUCAGAACAAAGGCAAAGUGCUAACUUGGGAAAAGAGAUACGAUAUUAUUAUUGGAACAGCGGAAGGUUUAGUCUACCUUCACGAAAACUCGAAGAUCAGGAUCAUUCACAGAGACAUAAAGGCCAGCAACAUAUUAUUGGAUUCAAGAUUCCGUGCUAAAAUUGCAGAUUUUGGCUUGGCCAGGUCUUUCCAAGAAGAUAAGAGUCACAUCAGCACAGCCAUUGCAGGAACACUUGGAUACAUGGCCCCAGAAUACUUGGCUCAUGGCCAGUUAACAGAAAAGGCAGAUGUCUACAGCUUCGGUGUGCUUUUGUUGGAGAUCGUCACAGGAAGGCAGAACAACCGGAGCAAAACCUCAGAAUAUACUGAUAGCCUAGUUACACUUACGUGGAAGAAAUUUCAGACAGGGACUGUGGAGGAGUUUUAUGACCCAAACCUAAUGUUACAUAACCACCAUAACAGUAAUAUAAAGAAUGAUGUUUAUAGAGUAGUGCAAAUAGGACUACUCUGUACACAAGAGAUGCCAUCACUUCGACCAACAAUGGCAAAGACGCUGCAGAUGCUAACAACAGAGGAUAAUCUCCCAGCACCUUCUAAUCCCCCUUUCAUAGACGAGAGGACUAUGGAACUGAACGACACAUGUGAGGAUCCAUGGUACCCACUUAAUUCUGGCCUUUCUGCAUCAAUUGCAACUGUCACCAAUAGUUCCUUCUAUCCAAGAUGACCUAGAGGAGGGGUUUAACAGGGGAUUAUCAAAUUUAUAAUUCUGAGACAAGUAAAAGAAGUUGAACAUCUUCAGUGACUGUAACACCUCACUGAAGCACAUGCCACAGGCAUUUUCAAGAAGCUGUCAGGGCAUUUAAGCAGUCAGCAAUAAGAUGCAGAUUGGCAGGCAUCGGAUGACUUGUAGAUAUGAAAUUGAGGAUAGUAAUGUCAAUGUUUAAAUGUUUUUUGUGAAAUGAGAGAAACGUAUAUCAUGCUGUAAAUAUGUAUUUCUACUAACUUACAAAUUUUGUUUUAAAUGAAUAAAUCUCAGCUUGUCCAA
This is a messenger RNA of Jatropha curcas, 2602 nucleotides long. It is a transcript of the gene CRK2, whose product is annotated as cysteine-rich RLK (RECEPTOR-like protein kinase) 2. The record is from RefSeq and is a predicted model, not a curated record. Gene Ontology annotation, molecular function: protein kinase activity; ATP binding. Gene Ontology annotation, biological process: protein phosphorylation. NCBI's taxonomy places the organism in Eukaryota, Viridiplantae, Streptophyta, Magnoliopsida, Malpighiales, Euphorbiaceae.